AUGUUCUCUAACAAGAAACCUGACCCUCCAACCGUCGGCUGCUAUCCGGGCCUCGGCAUGAACCUUCGGUAUCAUAACUACCAUCAUGAAGGCGAAAUUUAUCCAACUGCAAUUCACUACAACUCUGUCGGGGCUGAAUCUGAUAUGCUGCUUGUGCGCGAGGCUGCCAUGAUGAUUGUGAUGAAUCAAUUGACCGACAAACCUGACUGGCAUGUAAAGGUCUUUGAUGAAGCCAUUACGGAGAAAUGGAUCCAAGAAGCCCUUGCACUUCCGGUUGAUCCUUUGUACGACGAGAUUGUGCAACAUAGGAACCCCGGAUUCAGAAGCGGUGCUGGUUAUGGACCCGACAGACUCAAAUAUAUUCUAGAUCGGGGCUGUCUCGAAUAUUGUAUCGAAGAGCUUCGUGUCAAGGCCAAGUUCUUUGAAAAGACUGGUCUCAUACCAGCUUUGGAUGCGAAUGCAACGGUCAUCAAGUCAGAUACCUUCAUCGACAAUACCCUCCAUGAACGUCUCCGAAACGCUUUUGCAAAGCUCAAGGAUGAACAGAAAGAUAACCCAGAUUGGCAUCCUCGGACCAAUGACGUGGUCCAGAACCUAGUACACCCUUCUCUUUAUCCUCUCGUGUAUGGACGUUCUCGCGUAUUUCGCGAUGAGGUAGUUGGCGUCGAAGAUGCGGUCGACAAAUGGAGCGGCAAAGGAGAAGUCAUACCUAAAAAGCCGGCCGACGUCCCAUCAGGCUACGAUAAUCGCUACCAUAUAAAUUGGGCGGUGAAUGGUAGCGAUUCGCAUAAGCUGUUUUGGUCUGAUGCCUACCAGUGGCUCCCGUCCAAUGUCAAGCUCAUGGAUGAUGGAAGCGUCAAGUUGACGAGCUACAUCAACAAUCUGCAUCCCAAACAUGGUGACAUUUAUGAGACGAUUGAGAAACUCAUUGGAAGAGCUCUUCCCGCCUGGGAUCACAGUGUGUCGUUUGUAAGAGACUGGGACAUCGUCUCCGCUGGACGGACCAAGGCUCGCUUCCCGCGCCCUGAAAAUCCCGAUGACGACAACGAGGCAAACUGGACCCCACGAAUCGAUGACUGGACGCCUGAUGAUGCAGGGGAGGUUGAGUAUGAAGACGUCAUCAGAGAUGCAGAUGGCGAUCUCCUUUAUGACACCCGCAAGAAGAAUGCUUGGGAAGAGAUCAGAGAGCCCGUUCAACCCGAGGCCCCCGAGUUUAAAGCAUGGGACUAUGGUGUCAAGCCAGGAAUGUCACUACGCGAACGAUUCAAGGACCUCCAAGUCAUCGUCAAAAUGGCUUCCAUCGAACUCACACCUGACAAACCGACAUUUCCCGCCGGAGGGUGGCACGUAGAAGGCCAAAUGAACGAGCACAUUGUCGGCACAGCCCUUUACUACCUCGACUCAGAGAACGUAAAGCCCAGUUAUCUGCAAUUCCGUAUGCAGACUGACUAUUACCAAGAGGACUGGAAUAUCGGCCAGGAUGCUUUUGGUUGGAUGGAGCAAGUUUACGGCACCAAUCUAAGAGGCGGAGAUUGCCUUCAGCGUUAUGGAAAGAUUGAGACGAAGCAGGGUAGAUUGCUGGCGUUCCCGAAUGUCUUCCACCAUAGAGUUUCGCCUGUGGAGUUGGAUGAUAAGAGCAAACCAGGGCAUCGACGGUUCAUAGCGCUUUGGCUUGUUGAUCCAAGAACGAGGAUUAUCAACACAGGAAACGUGCCGCCUCAGCAGAAGAGUUGGUGGUCGGAGAGUGCAUUUAGGGGCUUGAAUGAGGAGAGUGCGAAGAACAUUCCAAACGCAGUCGCGAAGUUAGUGUCUAGGGGAGAGCGAGAGCACUCUGCUCUGAAAGUUGCGGCCGAGAGUGGUAAUCCCCUUCCGGAGGAGCUGGUACACAUGGUCCAAACUGAGGCUGAUGAGUCGACGAUGCCGAUGACGUUGGAGGAGGCGAAGGAGCAUCGAUUGAAGCUCAUGGACGAGAGGACUAGUUAUCAGCGUGACGCGGAGCAAAGUUGGUCUGGUAUCCAGUAUAGUUUUUGCGAGCAUUGA
Molecule: messenger RNA, 2040 nt
Organism: Fusarium fujikuroi IMI 58289
Lineage: Eukaryota; Fungi; Ascomycota; Sordariomycetes; Hypocreales; Nectriaceae
Exons: 4
Coding region: 1-2040 (679 amino acids)
Source: RefSeq, a predicted model, not a curated record